Antechinus flavipes (yellow-footed antechinus) is the source of this 4224-nucleotide messenger RNA. RefSeq names its product CST telomere replication complex component 1 (gene CTC1). Gene Ontology annotation, biological process: telomere maintenance via telomere lengthening; positive regulation of DNA replication. Gene Ontology annotation, molecular function: single-stranded DNA binding; telomeric repeat DNA binding. The transcript has 23 exons. The coding region runs from base 79 to 3693 and encodes 1204 amino acids. Gene Ontology annotation, cellular component: CST complex. NCBI's taxonomy places the organism in Eukaryota, Metazoa, Chordata, Mammalia, Dasyuromorphia, Dasyuridae. The record is from RefSeq and is a predicted model, not a curated record.
GGGCUCUGAGGGCGCAUGCGCGCUGGGCUCUUCUCGCGAGAAACUCCUUUCCUCUAUCCCUAACUGGAAUUGGCGGUGAUGGCUGUGGAGGAAGUGGCAUCUUCGAACUUAGAACAAGCUUGGCUGCAGGCUAUCCAUUCUUUCAUCCAGAAGAACCUAAUUCCAAUCAUCAAACACCCUUGUAUCCAGUUGGUAGAGACAGUUGUUGACUGUGUGAAGGCUAUCUGGGCAUCCUCAGGAGGAACUGGGGGUCUUAAUUUGCCUCUUAGCUACAGUUUUGUAUCUGUGCAGGAGCUUAAGUCCCAUCAACACCUCCCAUGCUGUAGCCAUUUGGCAUGGAGCAGUACUGAAUACCAGACCUGGGCUAACAAAAUUGGAGUGAAUACAGUUCCCCUGCCAAGGGAGAGGCUGCUACUUCUGGGAAUACUGACUGACCUGCCAGUGGAUUUGGACCCAGAGUGCAGGGAUGGAAGCCUCUACGUGAAGGACAACAGUGGGACAUUGGGCUGUGAGCUCUUGGACCUUGACAUUUCUUGGCUGGGCCACCUCUUCCUUUUCCCUAGCUGGAGUUAUAUCCCCCCUGCCUGGCAACAGAGCUCCUUGGGAAGUGGGCAUUUGGAGCUGUGGUGCCCCCCAGUGCCUGUGUUGCCUUUGAUCCUUAACCGUGGCCCUGAGACUCCCAUAAAAGUUCUCUACCCAGAGAUUGCAUCUCAACUGCUCCAGCACAGAAGCAAGUUUCGAAGGCAGCAACUACAUCUGGCGGGACAACUGAUAAGAUUAAGUACACUGAUAAAGACCCAUGGAAAGACUUACUUCAUCCUGUCAUUAGGAAGCUCCUCUUCAGCUUCUACUUCUGUGCCUAUCAUUGUACAGAUUCCUAGGCAAUUGGUGUGGCAUCAUGCUCUACGUCCUAGCUGUUCAUAUGUGCUGACAAAUCUGCAAAUAUCCAUGAUCCGCGGUUACUCUCAUCGUAUUUGGGCAACUAGCCCCUCUUCCAACUUGAUGCCCCUAGAUGCUGAGCACAUAAAGGAAUUUAAUGUGGAAGCACUUAUUUCAGAGGCUAUCCCCAACCCCCUCCCUGCAUCUGCCAGCUUCCAGCAACAUUGUAACUCUGUCCCAAAAGUCAGGAUGUUAACAUACAAGGGGACAGUUACCAAAGUGCUGAAUGGUCCCGCUGGCCUAUAUGAACUAGAUGGACAACUAUGUCUCUGCCUUGCCUAUCAGCAACUCCCUAAUAAUGGGCGGACAAUCAGACCAGGAGUCCAGCUAGAGCUCCUAGAUGUUCACUUCUUCCAUUCUGUGGAUGGCGCUCCCAUGCUUGCCCCCUGCCUCCGAGGGACUGUCUUGCUUCGGGGUUUUUCUCAACAGGACUCUCCAAAGCAGUCUCCUCACUCAUUCUAUGGGAUUGUUGUGCAUCUGCGGCUAUUACUAGAACGUCACUUGGGACUUCCCCUCUACCUGUGGACAGUCAAGGCCCUGGAAGAGAUAACUAGCAAGCUGUGUCCUCGUUUACUGAGACACCGUCAGCUGCUACAAAGCUCAGCUUCUGGGACCGCUGGAGUUGGGGAGCUGCUUCUGACUCCCACACUGGAUGCUGUAGCUCCACCUGUGAUAUCCACCCGGAAUGUAUAUCAAGAAAUCUUAGAGGAUCUACAUCAUUGUCCCCUCCGGGAGUAUUCUCAGCUACAGCCUCUGUGUUCCUUCCCAACUUUGGCUGCCCUCAAGGAGGAUGGACAGCACAGGGCCUGGGCAGUUUUUGACCCUAUGAGUCUGUUACCUUUGCCUGAGGUCACCUACCUACCAAGUUGUGUGCUCAAUUCCCGUCUGUCCUGGUCCUGGAUCUCCUUAUCAUCCUCCAUUUUCCAACCACCUCCAGUACUCCUAGGGGUCCUGGUGGCUUCAUCUCAUCGGGGAUGGCUGCAACUUCGAGACCAAAGUGGUUCUCUACCCUGUCUGCCCCUGCCUAAGCCUUCUCAAGUUUUUAUUGACCCUCGGCUUAUAGGCUCCCUUGUGCGGGUGGAACGGUUCCAACUGGUAGUAGAGAGAGAAGUGAAGAGCAACUUUCCUUCCUGGAAGGAGCUGGGAAUGCCAGGAUUUAUCCAGGAGCGCCGUACCAAUAUCUAUGUCCUCUUUUAUCUGGAUGAUGCUCUGAUCCUGUCCAUCCCCAGUCCAUACAAUGGUCAUCCUACACAAAGACCUCCUCAAGCAAAAUUUCCCUGCUUGGAAGAGACUUCUAAAGUGCAAAGCCGGCUUUUGCUGCUGUCUCACAAGGAAUGUCUAAUGAAACGGAACUAUCAGUCCUCUCAGAGCAAUGGUCCUUUGCCUCCCAGGCACACUCUUAGUUUCCAUGUAUCAGGCACCUGGCUAGGUGGGAUCCAAAGGAAAGAUGGGGAUGGCUGGGGUCUGCCAGAGUCCUUUGGAGAUGAGAGCCAGGACCAGAAGGUUUUUCUCCUCUUCUUUGGCCAAUCUAUCCGAUGGUUUGAAUUCCUGCACCCAGGGCAGCAGUAUAGGCUCAUCCUCCCUGACCCUUCUCAGCCUCCAAGUCUGUUAGAAGAGGGGGAUUCCUCCCCUCUUUCGCAGCAAAUCCUGGAGUUGACUGGCUAUACCUCCUGCCUUAUUGUCCAGGAUGACUGGAUCCUGGAACCUGGGAACACCCAGGACAUUCCAGGUAUGCUGGGGAUAAGCAAGGGACUCUCUGAAUCCUCCCUGACGGAGAUUCUCAGUGGCAGCUCCUCAGGCUCAUUUGUGUCCUUCUCUGCUGAAAUUUUGUCCAGGAUGCCUUGUGUGCCACUUUCAGAAACAACCCAGCAAGGAAAUUCCCAGACUUCUCAGCGUGGGGUAAAGUUAACUGUAGCCUUGGAUGCUGAUGAGUUGGCCUCUCGAAUUCCCAUUGAUGUCUAUAUAGAGGCUCCACAUCCACCCUUACCACUGGGGCUGCUUCCAGGAACCCGAGUCUAUUUUCAGCAGUUAGAAAGAAAGGUCUCCAGGUUCCAAAAUGUUUAUUGUCGUUUCCUGCCAUCCAGCUACCUCCGAAUCCUUUGUUUUCCUGCUGAGAUUCCAGCCAGCUCCAACUUGCCGCAUGUCUACCUGGCAGAACUACAAAGGGAUUCUCCAGGGCGAACCUGGGCCAGUGCUUCCUGUCAUGUAGUAUCUGUCCUCAGUGUCCAACUCUUCUGGCUCUGUGCACACUGUACCAGUGUUUGUGUUCAGGGACAGUGUAGUCGACAGGGUCUUCCGUGUCCCACGCAGGCAUCUGUGAGUCAGGCUAACAUCAGGCUCCUGGUAGAAGACGGAACUGCAGAAGCUGUAGUGACCUGCACCAACCAACAGGUGGCAGUAGCUCUGGGCCUGUGUCCCACUGAGUGGGACACCCUGAUGGAGCUAGUCAGGGUACCGGGGAGAGUUGCCCUACACAUUAGCAGACCUGGAGCCCAGCCUGAGUUUACUGGUGAAACAGAUGGUUCCCUGAUCCUCUUCCUUCAGACACUCUGUACCAGCUCCCGUGUCCUCCGAUCUAUUCAUCUUUCUUUUGAACUUGAGAGGAAACCCACAAGAGUCAUAACAUCAGAACCAUCUCGGCUACAUCGGUUCCAGUUUGGUGAAAUUCCUGUCUUGACACAUAUGGUUCCCAGACUCAGCCUUUCCUGUCUUUCUCUCAGAGACCCUGAAGUCCCCCACAUCUUAAGUUCCUGAGACACCUGGGACCAUUCUUCAUUCAGUCUAUCAAGAAUCUGAAUUCAUUCAGUGAUAGGACUUCAACAAUACAGAUGACAACUCUGUUAUAACUUCAUAGAUGGCUUUCUAAUUAAUCAAUAAGCAGUUACUAUUGCCUUGAAUAACCAAGCUUGCUAAGGAGGGUAAUUAGCUCUAGUUCUACUGAAUGCCAUUUCCUCCUACUACCUUACAAGAUUGAAUAUAUCUCACUCUUCCUUUAAUUGAAUGUAAGCUUUUGGAUCCCUGGUUUUCCAUGAAUCUACCUCAUUUACUUUACCUCCCUUCAACCACAUCAAAGGGACCCUGCAGUCAGGCUCCAGUUUGACUGGAUUUGUUGAAGAGAAAACCCCCUUCUGUCUUAAUUGAUCACCCUUACCUCAUUCUGGUGCCUUAUCCCUUGUUCUGCUUCUAGGAUAUGAAGAGCAACACUAAUGUGUUCCAAUGGUAAUUAUGAGAGCACAGCAAGCCCAGCACUUUAUCUAAAAUAAAACUCAAAGUUACUUGAUUUAA